AACAACUGAUUCUCUAGAGGAGAAAGUUGACGUAAAGUCGCGAUGGCCAGAACCAAGCAGACCGCCCGUAAAUCCACCGGAGGAAAAGCUCCCAGGAAGCAGCUGGCCACCAAGGCCGCCCGUAAGAGCGCCCCGGCCACCGGCGGAGUGAAGAAGCCCCACCGUUACAGGCCCGGUACCGUGGCUCUGAGAGAGAUCCGCCGCUACCAGAAGUCCACCGAGCUGCUGAUCCGCAAGCUGCCCUUCCAGCGCCUGGUGAGGGAGAUCGCUCAGGACUUCAAGACCGACCUGCGCUUCCAGAGCUCCGCUGUCAUGGCUCUGCAGGAGGCCAGCGAGGCUUACCUGGUUGGCCUGUUCGAGGACACCAACCUGUGCGCCAUCCACGCCAAGAGGGUCACCAUCAUGCCCAAAGACAUCCAGCUGGCCCGCCGCAUCCGCGGAGAGAGAGCUUAAACUCCCCCAGACCUGCUGAUACUCACAACGGCUCUUUUAAGAGCCACA
This is a messenger RNA of Thunnus maccoyii (southern bluefin tuna), 501 nucleotides long. Its product is annotated as histone H3. The record is from RefSeq and is a predicted model, not a curated record. The coding region runs from base 43 to 453 and encodes 136 amino acids. NCBI's taxonomy places the organism in Eukaryota, Metazoa, Chordata, Actinopteri, Scombriformes, Scombridae. The transcript has a single exon. Gene Ontology annotation, molecular function: structural constituent of chromatin; protein heterodimerization activity; DNA binding. Gene Ontology annotation, cellular component: nucleosome.